This is a messenger RNA of Thelazia callipaeda (thelaziosis nematode), 432 nucleotides long. Lineage: Eukaryota; Metazoa; Nematoda; Chromadorea; Rhabditida; Thelaziidae. The record is from the annotation of a GenBank genome assembly.
AUGUCAGUUAUUUUUUACGACCUUAUUGACAUUGUAAAAUCGCACCCUAUAAUUUAUGACAUAAAUGCGAAAGGAUAUCAGAAAAGAGGUCUGAGACGGGAGAAAGCAUGGCAAGCAAUUGCGUGUUCGAUGAAACAAAGAGGUCAUGAUAUUACUGAUAAUGGUUGCAGAAGAAGAUGGAAUAAGUUGAAAUUUGCGUACGCACGUGAUCGAACUUUGCGAAAAAUUGAUGGCAUUUCACCGUUGAGGAGUUCUUGUGCAAAAUAUUUCGACUCCUUAGCAUUCCUUAACCCAUUUCUUUAUGAUUAUAAAGCGCGGUCCAAAAAAGAGCAGCCGAUUGUUUUAGAUAGUGAAUCUGAUGAUGAUUCGGCAAUUAAUUCACGCAUCUGCAGUAGAGGAUCCAGGCAUAGCAGUUCUUUAAACAAUAGGUAA